This is a messenger RNA of Mustela lutreola (European mink), 984 nucleotides long. It is a transcript of the gene PPP3R2, whose product is annotated as protein phosphatase 3 regulatory subunit B, beta. The coding region runs from base 175 to 687 and encodes 170 amino acids. The record is from RefSeq and is a predicted model, not a curated record. Lineage: Eukaryota; Metazoa; Chordata; Mammalia; Carnivora; Mustelidae. Gene Ontology annotation, molecular function: calcium-dependent protein serine/threonine phosphatase regulator activity; calcium ion binding. The transcript has a single exon.
CUUCUCUGCCCGCCUCCCCGCUCCUUUCCUGACGCCUGGUGGGGGAGGGGAGAGGUCCUCCAGCCUUCCAAGCCUGCCCCGCACCCCACCCCCAUCCUCCCGCCGCAGCCGCGCAACCGCUGGGCUUGGACCCGCCCGCGCCUACAGCCCUUGCGAGGGGUGUCCGCGUCCACAAUGGGAAAUGAAGCCAGUUACCCGGAGGAGAUAUGCUCCCACUUCAGCUCCGAUGAAAUUAAAAGGCUGAGCAAGAGGUUUAAGAAGCUGGACUUGGACCGUUCAGGCUCUCUGAGUGUGGAGGAGUUCGUGUCCCUGCCCGAGCUGCACCAGAACCCGUUGGUGCAGCGAGUGAUCGACGUCUUCGACACCGACGGCAAUGGAGAAGUGAACUUCAAGGAGUUCAUCCUGGGGACCUCCCAGUUCAGCGUCAGGGGGGACGAGGAGGAGAAGUUGAGGUUUGCCUUCAGCAUCUAUGACAUUGAUAAAGAUGGCUACAUUUCCAACGGGGAGCUCUUCCAGGUGCUGAAGCUGAUGGUGGGCGACAACCUGGAGGACUGGCAGUUACAGCAGUUAGUGGACAAAACCAUCAUCGUCCUGGAUCGGGAUGGAGACGGGAAAAUAUCCUUUGAGGAGUUCAGCGCUGUGGUUAGAGGCCUGGAUGUCCACAAGAAGUUGGUGGUGAUUGUGUGAGCUUUUAAGAGCUCCACCCACCAACUCUUACUUCCCUGUCUCUUUUAAGAUCUGCUCAAGGCAGCCCAGGAGCUGGGUCUCAGAUUUAUUUGGAAGUGUUUCUCUUUGUGAAGCCACAUUUUCUAACAUGAACCUCAUAACCAACUCGGUGUUGUGAAUUCUUUUUAUCUCAGUGAUUCAGGGGAACACCCAGACUGGGGGAGACCAAGAUGAAGGAGCAUGGUGGGAAAAGAAAAUCAAAAGGUCUUUCUAAACAUCUUUUUCUUUGUUUUGAUUCAGGAUCCAAACUAUAAAGUG